UUAUUGCCAUUAUCGCUUUGUGUAGCUCUCACCUUCAACAACAUACAAUAACUAUGCAGGGGAUUAUUAUUUAGACUCUUGUAUUUAAUGUAAUAUAAAUAAACUGCCAUUCAACGUAACAUAAAAACGUCACCGACGCUAGGGAACGACACGCAAUUGUCUGCUUGUUCUAAUCGGCCUUAAUCGAAGUAACGAUGCAAGAGGGAUUUAUUUAUGGAUUACAAAUUACAUUAAGAAAUGAUUAUUGGUUUCCCACGUUGACUCAUCCAUCUAUCCAAGUCAGAGUUGCACCAUGCCGUCACCUGUGUCUGUCAUCGUGGUGGGAGCGGGAUGCCGCGGCGAGACGUACUCACAGUUUGCACGCAUUUACCCUGACCGAAUGAAGGUGGUCGGAGUAGCUGAUCCUAGACAAUAUGCUUGCAAGAAACUUCAAGAACAGCACAAUAUAGCGGAAAAAAAUAUAUUUGAAGACUGGCAUGGGAUAUUGGAGCGAGAGAAGUUUGCUGAUUGUGUUCUCGUUUGCACCCCUGACCGUCUUCAUAAGGAGCCUGCCGUUGCCUUCGCCAGACAGGGGUACCAUCUCCUAUUGGAGAAGCCAAUGGCAACCACAGUGGAGGACUGCACAGAGAUAGUGGCAGCAUGCACUGAGUCUGGCGUGAUGCUAACAGUGUGCCACGUCCUUCGAUACGAGCCCAUCAUCCACAAGAUCAAGGAGCUGAUUGAUUUUGGAGCAAUUGGGGACGUGGUCCAUAUUCAGCACUUGGAACCGGUUGGGUGGUACCACUUUGCCCAUUCGUUUGUGCGAGGGAACUGGAGGAAUGAAGCAGAGAGCUCCUUUGCUCUGUUGGCCAAGUCGUGUCACGACAUUGACCUGAUACAUCACUGGGCCGGAGGCCGACGGUGUCUUAAAGUGUCAUCAUUUGGAGCACUGAGCCAUUUUCGAAAAGAAAGUAAGCCAGCUGGUGCUACAAAUCGCUGCCUAGACUGUCCAGUAGAGGGCGACUGUGCAUACUCAUCCAAGAAGAUAUACCUGGAUGGCGUAAAACAAGGUAACGUCGGCUGGCCUGUUUCUGUUAUCUGUCCUACGUCGCUGCCAGACAUUGAGUCGGUGACCGAGGCUCUGAGGACCGGACCCUACGGCCGCUGUGUUUAUGACUGCGACAACGACGUCUGCACCAAUCAGGUGGUCAACAUGGAGUUUGAAGGCGGUCUCACUGCAGCCUUUAGCAUGGUGGCCUUCACCGAGUCCAUCUGUCAACGCAAAACGACCAUCUAUGGCAGCAAGGGGGAGCUGUCCUGCGAUGGCCAUGAGAUUCGCGUGUUUGACUUUGUGAACCGGAGAAUGACCAAGCACACGGCCCCCAACCAGACCCCUGAGGGCUUUAGUAUGACCGGCCACGGAGCAGCCGACUUCAAACUGAUGGAGGCUUUCAUUUCAGCCGUGGCAAACAACGACCCGUCCUUGAUCCGCUCGGGCCCAGAGGAGACCCUGCGCAGCCACCGGUUGGUGUUCGAGGCCGAACGAUCCAGACGAGAGAGCAGGGUGGUGGACUGCAGUGCCAUCGACCACCACCAGGUGUCGGCAUAAAGCCUCGACCAGCCAAUCAAACGCAUUAACAACGUAACCAUUAAAGGUACUAUGUGAAUGAGAAAUGUCUUCUCAAUACUGGCCGCUUUGGCCAGUAAGUCUACUGCAGCCUGCAUUCAGAGCACUGGGUUUUAUGAAUGUAAAAUCACAGUUAAUAUAACACAUUCACAGGUGUUUAAUGUAAUGAUUCAAUUGCUUUUAUUGAUUAAAGCGUCUAUUGGGUUGCUGCUUGUAAAUGA
Molecule: messenger RNA, 1827 nt
Organism: Gadus morhua (Atlantic cod)
Lineage: Eukaryota; Metazoa; Chordata; Actinopteri; Gadiformes; Gadidae
Product: Gfo/Idh/MocA family oxidoreductase
Exons: 14
Coding region: 293-1588 (431 amino acids)
Molecular function (GO): nucleotide binding
Source: RefSeq, a predicted model, not a curated record